Messenger RNA from Cucurbitaria berberidis CBS 394.84, 1335 nucleotides. RefSeq lists its product as uncharacterized. Gene Ontology annotation, cellular component: nucleus. Lineage: Eukaryota; Fungi; Ascomycota; Dothideomycetes; Pleosporales; Cucurbitariaceae. Gene Ontology annotation, molecular function: ubiquitin conjugating enzyme activity. The coding region runs from base 333 to 893 and encodes 186 amino acids. Gene Ontology annotation, biological process: ubiquitin-dependent protein catabolic process; protein polyubiquitination. The transcript is spliced from 8 exons. The record is from RefSeq and is a predicted model, not a curated record.
CGCUCGUGACCGCGACAACCUCAGUAGCAACCCUCUAUUCCUUGAUCCUAGCAUCUUACAUCAUACUCUCUCCAAGACACGACAUUUUCGACGUCCACGACAGCCAACAGCUCAUACAAGCCCACAAACGGCCUUAUACUGCCAACAAAGCAUCUCCGCCCUGCCAGCGAGUCAGCCCCUCCUCCGCUAUCGAUAGCUCGGCACCCAACGUCACAAGAGCUCUCUCGACCGCAUCGAGCGACCGUCCACCAAACUUCACUUGAACCUUCAGCUGGAACAAUAUAGGACGGAAAGAAGCUGUCUGAAAAAGGCCUGUCCUCAAUACCGUCACCAUGAGUUCGCCGAAGAGACGUAUCGAGACGGAUGUUAUGAAGAUGCUUAUGAGCGACUAUGAGGUGACACUGGUCAACGAUAACAGGCAGGAGUUUUACGUUCGAUUCAAGGGCCCCGAAGAGACUCCAUUCCAGGGUGGCCUAUGGAAGAUUCAUGUCGAGCUUCCCGAUCAAUAUCCGUACAAGAGUCCUAGCAUCGGCUUCGUCAACAGGAUAUUCCACCCCAAUAUUGAUGAGCUCUCCGGCUCCGUCUGCCUCGAUGUUAUAAAUCAGACAUGGUCACCCAUGUACGACAUGAUCAACAUCUUCGAAGUCUUCCUUCCCCAACUUCUCCGAUACCCAAACCCGACCGACCCCCUGAACGGAGAAGCGGCCGCGCUUCUCAUGCGGGAACCAAAGAGCUACGAGGCGAAAGUCAAGGAAUACGUCCAAAAGUACGCAAACAAGGACACAGCCGAAGACUCAGAUAAAGACAACGAUGACGAUGACGAGAUGAGCUCCGUCGGCAGCUACGAGUCGGGCGACGAAGAUGAAGCGGCGGGCAAUAUGGAGGACAUCUAGGCAGCGAUGCUUAUGAUCAAGUUUAACUCCUUCGUAUUGUUCACGGUUAUUAUUCCUUCUGAAUUAGACAUGGACGGACGUUCAAGGCGUACACAGGAUGCAUUAGUACAUAUUCCCCACCAGUAUUGGGAAGCAUCAGGGUUGGUUACCGGGUUUGAAUUUGUUUAUGAUUAUCUCUUUUACAUCAGCGGUACUUCCCAUAUCUACUGAAGCAGCGGGGUCUGUUCGCGAUAUGACUAGGUGAAAGAGAUUGUAUGGCUUCUCGAAUUUCGGCCAGUUAGGCAGCAGCAGGACGCAGGUAUUGUGUAUGGUCAAGCUUUUCUUUUGUUCAAUUAUACACACUUUUUCUAUUCAACUACUUGACUCUUCUCAAUCCAAUCUCCUUAUCAGUCUUCUUGAAGGUCUAUGAACUUGCGAUCAAGCUCCUUCCUUUGGUCUCCAG